This is a messenger RNA of Opisthocomus hoazin, 1575 nucleotides long. The record is from RefSeq and is a predicted model, not a curated record. NCBI's taxonomy places the organism in Eukaryota, Metazoa, Chordata, Aves, Opisthocomiformes, Opisthocomidae.
AUGCCAGCGAGGCUGUCGGGGUUUCUGUGCUCUGCUCUGGGCAGUAGGACCUUUCUGCAGCUCCCGAGGUCUCACUUGCUCCAUCGCAACCAGCAUCUCGCCGGCUGGGAAAGCACCGGCUUGCCUAGGGGGACCUAACUGAGGCUUUCAGAGAGAAUGAAUAAAAAUUCUUCCAACAUAAUGGCUUUGGCUCCUAACACUUCUAACAAAAGAGAGACUGUGUGCAUAUUUGGAACUGGAGAUUUUGGAAGAGCUUUGGGGCAUAAAAUGAUUCAGGCCGGAUACCCCAUUGUGUUUGGAAGCCGGAGCACACAGACUUCCAGCCUGAUUCCCAAGGAUGCAGAGGUGUUGAGCCAUGCAGAGGCAGCUCAGAAAGCUGCCAUCAUCAUUAUAGCAAUCCAGAGGCAACAUUACAACUUCCUUACACCACUAGCAGAAGUUCUCCAUGGAAAAGUCUUGGUGGACGUAAGCAACAACUUGAAAAUAAACCAGUAUCCUGAAUCCAACACAGAGUACCUCGCUCAUCUGGUGCCUGGCGCUAAGGUUGUGAAAGCCUUUAACACUGUGUCAGCCUGGGCCUUGCAGUCGGGCACACUGGAUGCAAGCCGGCAGGUGUUUGUCUGUGGAGAUGACAUGGAAGCUAAACAAAUGGUGAUGGAUAUAGUUCGUGCUCUGGGUCUCACUCCAUUAGAUAAGGGAUCCCUCUUGGCUGCUCAAGAAAUAGAAAAUUACCCUCUGCAGCUCUUUCCAAUGUGGAAGUUUCCCAUCAUUUUGUCCUUUUGCCUAACCGCCUUCUUCUUCUUCUACUGUGUGAUUCGUGAUAUAAUUUACCCUCAUGUUUAUGAAAACCAAGACUUUUCAUUUUUUAUUGCAAUUUCCAUUCCAAAUCGGAUCUGCCCUAUAUUGGCACUCAUUCUUCUUGCCUUGGUUUAUCUGCCUGGCAUAUUUGCUGCAAUUCUUCAGUUAUACAGAGGUACCAAAUACCACCGUUUCCCGGACUGGCUGGACAAAUGGAUGCUUUGUAGGAAACAACUCGGUCUAGUAGCCUUGGCGUUUGCUUGUCUGCACGUUUUGUACACGCUUGUCAUCCCAAUUCGCUACUUUGUAAGAUGGAGAAUCAGCAGUUAUAUCAUCUCCCAGGUACUGAACAACCAAACACAACCACUUGACAACACUAAUGCCUGGAUAAGUGACUCUUACUUGGCUUUGGGAAUUUUAGGAUUUUUUUUAUUUGUUCUUCUGGGAAUAACCUCCUUGCCCUCUGUCAGCAACAAUGUCAACUGGCGAGAAUUUCGAUUUGUACAGUCCAAACUGGGAUACCUGACACUGAUUUUGUGCACUGCACACACACUGUUCUAUGGUGGAAAGCGGUUCCUGAGCCCGUCCUCGUACAGAUGGUAUCUUCCAAACGCCUAUAUGCUCUCCCUCAUUGUUCCAUGCAUGGUACUGGUUGUCAAAUUUGUGCUGAUAUUUCCUUGUCUAGACAAACCUCUCACGCGAAUUCGACAGGGCUGGGAGAGGAAUCCACAACACUCAGCACAGUCAAAUUACAUUAUCAACAAGUCUGCUGUAUAA